UCUUGGGGAGAGUAGUAAGGAGAUUGGGGAUAAUAUUUUUUGCAAUUAUGUAAUUCAUAAAAAGAUAGGCAAUUAAGAUCUUUAACCAAUCUUUGGCAUAUCUUCGUAUUUCUUACUGUUACGCUAUUUGAGUUUACUUACACGAUGAAGAGGAACAAGAAAACAGAUUAAGAAUAGUGUCUUGUUAAUCCUUUCCUAUUACCCCUGAAAAUGGACUGAGAACGGACAUGGCAGACAAAAAUGAACCAGAAGAAAUUCGUGAUGUUAUUAUCAUUGGAGGAGGGAUUAUAGGAUGUUUCACGGCAUGGCAUCUAGCUCAACAAGGCCAGAGAGUCCUGCUGCUGGAACAAUUCAAUCAUAUCCCUCACUCCUGGGGCAGUUCUGCAGGUGAAUCAAGGUGUAUCAGAAAAGCUUACAUAGAAGAAGGAUACUCUGAGUUGAUGAAAAAAGCUUAUGAAAUGUGGACAGAUUUUGAAAAUAUGACACAAAACAAAUUUCUUUGGAAAACUGGCAUGCUUCUGGUGGACAAAGGAGAUGGAAGGAAUGUAAAACCUGUAAAAGAUAAGUUAGAUGAACUUGGCUAUCCUAAUACCACGUACAGCAGUGAAGACCUGAGAAAACACUUUCCAACGAUCAACUUUAAGGAUCACAUUGGUUUGUUUGACCAUGAUGGCGGCGUUCUGGAUGUGCAUAAUAUUUUCAAGUCAUUAUUGUUGCUGAUUGACAAGUUGGGAGGAAAAAUUCAGACAGGGGUCAAAGUUCAGAACAUCUGCCCAGGGACUGAGGUCACUCUCACCACUAACAGAGGCAAGUACAGAGCAAAGAAAGUUGUACUGACCACAGGACCCUGGACAGCCGACAUUACCAAAUCUUUAGAGCUCAGUUUACCACUAAGGGUUAAAGCUGCAACAGUUUGGUUUUGGAAAGAGAAGAAGUUUGGCAGUUACAGUUUGGAUACAGGAUUUCCAGUAUUUGCUGAUUAUAACAUUGAAAGUUGGAAUGACUUUAUUUAUGCCGUCCCUUGCUAUGAAUAUCCAAACAUGCUCAAGCUUCACAUGCAUCACACCAUAGAGCAUUCGAUCCACCCAGAUUACCGAGAUGCCCAGGUAGGAGAGGCAGUGGCCAAGAUUACCAAGAAACUCACUGCUUAUGUCAGGGAGCACUUCCCCUACCUGGAGGAGGAGCCAUCUAUAGUGCAAAGAUGCAUGACCACUAUGACUCCUGAUUAUGAUUUCAUACUUGACAAACAUCCAAUGUGGGACAACAUUGUGAUUGGUGCAGGAUUUUCAGGUCAUGGUUUUAAGCUUUCACCUCUCAUUGGCAAACUAUUGGCUAAUAUGGUACUGGAAAAACCAAUCACCAUUGACAUGAAACCAUUUAAGAUUUCUCGGUUCCAGAAAGCGACAUGGAAGUUUUCUAAGUUAUGAAUUACUGAGACCAUAAAUGGAAGGCACAGCACAGCACAGCAUAAGAAAUGUUUCAGUUGCAUUGAAGAUUUCUCCCUAGAAUACAUGUACAUGUUCAUGUAUAUACAUGUAUUUAUCACUCCUAAAGUAAGCACUGCUAAUUGAGAGUAUAUUAUUGAAUUUUUAAAAGAUCAAGGCAGUGGCUGACACCUUUAGGGCCAAUAUUGUGACUUUGGUGGUUACAUAAACACAUACAUAUAAGGGUAGGGUUAGUGUGUGGGAGUGCCAGUACUAGUGGUUUUCUGUAAUGCUUUGUUUGCAUGUUUAUUGUACAAUUCCUGCAAUAUAUACAAAAAUUCAGUUUUAUCAUACCUGUAGCCAGCAAUUGCAAGGGUGGAAGAGCUUUUUCUAAAGUGUACCUUUCAACUCCUAUGCUGACCCAAGUUGAGACAUUAGAAUGAACAUAGAUCAGAUUUUGAUUCAGAGAUGAGUUUUUUCCAACCAAAAGGGCAGUUAUUUUACCACCACCCAUCAAAAUAACCUGCCUACAGGCUUGCUUCUUUAUAAUACAGGGUACUAUUUUUAUCAAUUUGCAUCAUUUGCAAGUUAAUUUAAAUAUCUGAUAUAAUUUUUAAAUAUUAAAAUAAUUAUUAUGAAAUGCUGUUAUGUUUUAUUCUGCAGAGAAGAUAUACAUGUUCAUGUAACACAUAAUUGAAUUAUUUUAAUUAAGAAUGGUUACAUACUAUGGUAAUGAAGCUGACAGAAUGAUGAAAUUAUAUUUUAAUAAUUAAAAUAUAAAAGAGAAUCUUUUAAUUCAAUUUACUGUAUUUAUGGAAUAUAUAUA
Messenger RNA from Lingula anatina, 2250 nucleotides. RefSeq names its product peroxisomal sarcosine oxidase. NCBI's taxonomy places the organism in Eukaryota, Metazoa, Brachiopoda, Lingulata, Lingulida, Lingulidae. Gene Ontology annotation, molecular function: L-pipecolate oxidase activity; flavin adenine dinucleotide binding; sarcosine oxidase activity. Gene Ontology annotation, cellular component: peroxisome. The record is from RefSeq and is a predicted model, not a curated record.